AACAGAGAAUAUCUAAUCCACUGAGAAGUGAGGUGUGAAAGGAGUUCAUCCACAGAGCUGCCAGACAGCUACAUACUCCCCAGGAGAUUUACUACUGAAAAUUAGAGAUUUGGCUUUCAAAAUUAAGGCUAAAUUUCAAUUUUUCAACAAAAGGAAUUGCCUGAAGGAGCCACGGGGAUCAAAAGAAUGAUCAUGCUGAAGAAAUGGCAAGUCUUGGUUUUCUUUGUUUUGCUGGUAUUGUCUCAAGCGGGUACUGAAUUUGUCCGCUAUUCGGUAGCAGAGGAAAUAGAAAUUGGCUAUUUAGUGUCUAAUUUGGCAAGUGAUCUGGGGCUGGGGUUGGAAGAACUGUCCUCACGGGAGGCCCGGGUAGUUUCUGAUAACAAUGAAAAGCAUUUGCACUUUAACUUGCGGACUGGAGAUUUGCUAAUAAAUGAGAAACUGGACCGAGAAGCACUGUGUGGCUCCACUGAGCCCUGUGUGCUGCCUUUCCAGGUGGUCCUGGAAAACCCUUUACAGUUUUUUCGAGGGGAGCUACAUGUCAGAGAUAUAAAUGAUCACUCACCUACAUUCCUGGACAAGGAAAUAAUGAUUAAAAUAUCAGAAAGUACUAGUAUUGGAAGCACGUUUUUAAUUGAGAAUGCUCAAGAUUUGGAUGUAGGAAGCAAUAGUCUCCAAAACUACAACAUUAGCCCCAACUCUCAUUUCUACAUUAAAGUUCGAGAUAAUGGAGAUGGGAAAAUAUAUCCAGAGCUGGUCUUAAAUAGAGCAUUAGAUCAUGAAAAGGAAUCUGAACUUAGACUAACACUCACAGCACUAGAUGGUGGAUCUCCACCAAAGUCUGGGACAACUUUCGUUCUGAUCAAGGUCUUGGACAUCAAUGACAAUGUUCCUGAGUUUGCUCAGAGCCUCUAUGAGGUGCAGGUCCUGGAAGAUACACCCACUGGCUCCGUGAUUAUUACCAUCUCUGCUAAGGAUUUGGAUAUGGGAAAUUAUGGGGAAAUAUCAUACACAUUUUUACAUGCAUCAGAAGAUAUUCGUAAAACUUUUGAAGUAAAUCCAAUAUCUGGUGAGGUUAAUUUGAGAUCACAACUGGAUUUUGAAACAAUACAGUCUUACUCGUUAAAUAUCCAGGCAACAGAUGGUGGUGGUCUUUCAGCACAAUGCACUCUUUCAGUUAAAGUAUUAGAUAUAAAUGACAACCCACCCGAAGUAACCAUAUCAUCACUGACAACAACAAUUCCAGAGAAUGCCUCAGAAAUACUCGUCGCUCUUUUUAGUGCCAGGGAUCAAGACACUGGGGACAAUGGAAGGAUAUUUUGCUCUAUUCAACAUGACCUCCCUUUUAUUCUGAAACCCACCUUCAAGAACUUUUUCACGGUGGUUUCUGAAAAAAGUCUGGACCGUGAGAUCAGAGACGAAUACAACAUCACGAUCACGGUCUCAGACAUGGGCACACCCAGGCUGAAAACAGAGCUCAACAUAACAGUGCAGGUGUCCGACGUGAACGACAACGCCCCAGCCUUCAGCCAAACCUCCUACACCCUGUUGGUCCCAGAGAACAACAGUCCCGGCCUGCACAUAGGCACAGUGAGCGCCACAGACACAGACUCAGGCACCAAUGCCCAGAUCACCUACUCGCUGCUGCCGCCCCAGGAAGGCGACCAAGACCCGCAGCUGGCCCUCGCCUCGCUGCUGUCCAUCCACGCGGACAGCGGGCAGCUGUUCGCCCUGCGCGCGCUGGACUACGAGGCGCUGCGGGCCUUCGAGUUCCGCGUGGGCGCCGCCGACCGAGGCUCGCCCGCGCUCAGCAGCCAGGCGCUGGUGCGCGUGCUGGUGCUGGACGCCAACGACCACGCGCCCUUCGUGCUCUACCCGCCGCACAACGCGUCGACGCCCUGCACCGAGCUGCUGCCCAGGGCGGCCGAGCCCGGCUACCUGCUCACCAAGGUGGUGGCGGUGGACGGCGACUCGGGCCGCAACGCCUGGCUGUCCUUCCAGCUGCUGCAGGCCAGCGAGCCCGGGCUGUUCAGCGUGUGGGCGCACAAUGGCGAGGUGCGCACCGCCAGGCUGCUGAGCGAGCGCGACGCGCCCAGGCACAGGCUGCUCGUGCUGGUCCAGGACAAUGGCGAGCCGCCGCUGUCGGCCAGCGUCACGCUGCACGUGCUGCUGGUGGACGGCUUCUCGCAGCCCUACCUGCCCGUGGCCGAGGGCGCGCGCGACCCGGCGCCGCCCGACGCGCUCACUGUCUACCUGGUCAUCGCCCUGGCGUCCGUGUCCUCGCUCUUCCUCUUCUCUGUGCUCGUGUUGGUGGCGGUCAGGCUGUGCAGGAGGAGCGGGGCGUCCUCGCUGGCUGGCUGCUCUCUGCCUGAGGGCCACUUUCCUGGACACCUGGUGGAUGUCAGCGGGGCGGGGACGCUGUCCCACAGCUACCAGUAUGAGGUGUGUCUCACUGGAGGUACUGGGACAAAUGAGUUCAAAUUCCUGAAACCCGUCAUCCCUAAUCUUCAAAUACAUGACAGUAGUGAAAAUGUGCAGGAAAAGGAGAACUUUCGGAAUAGCCUCGGGUUCAAUAUUCAAUGAAAUAAUUUGUUUAAGUUUUAAAUACAUUUGGUGUUCUUGAUAAAUUGCAGGUGAUUUUUUUCUCCUUUCGGUUUGAUUUGCUGAAGCUGCGUUUUCAAUUCUCAUGAUCUUCUUAGUAUGUUUAGAGUCUUUACCAGCUGCUAUGAUGAUGUGAAAAUACAGUUUGUUUUGUUUCAAUAGUGUUGAGUUACUGCAGUUUUAUAGUAAUAGUGAUAUUAUUAUGCAUGACAAAAAUUCAUAAUCAUUUGGAGAUGUUAAAGUAGUUACAGCAAAUGUCUUAAUGCUAGAGAUGGGGCUCAGUGGUGGAGAAGAGAUAUGCAGGAGACUCUGGGUGGAGGCACAGCACCACAGAAGGAACAGAGGGAGAGAAGGAGGGAAGAGAAUGCAGUUAGGAAAGGAAGGAAAGAGGAGCAAGUAUCAGCAUAUAGGUUAAGUUACUUUCAUAGGCCUUCAAAGCAGAGAAAGAAAUAAUGUUUAAUGUUGAAUCCUAAUAGAAAGUAAAUUGGAUUGAUUGCACUAUUCUACGUAAAAAUUUUAAUAACAAAAAGUAAAAACAUCUACACUUCCAUAUUCAAUAUUUGUGAACUUUGUUUUUAUAUAGUGUUUUUAAGAAUUCAUUUCAGGGUUGGAGAGAUGGCUUACCCACUAAGGUGUUUGCCUGUGAAACCUAAGGACCCAGGCUCGAUUCCCCAGUACCCACAUAAGCCAGA
Molecule: messenger RNA, 3290 nt
Organism: Jaculus jaculus (lesser Egyptian jerboa)
Lineage: Eukaryota; Metazoa; Chordata; Mammalia; Rodentia; Dipodidae
Product: protocadherin beta-14-like
Exons: 1
Coding region: 187-2580 (797 amino acids)
Biological process (GO): homophilic cell-cell adhesion
Cellular component (GO): plasma membrane
Molecular function (GO): calcium ion binding
Source: RefSeq, a predicted model, not a curated record